Micropterus dolomieu (smallmouth bass) is the source of this 3337-nucleotide messenger RNA. It is a transcript of the gene daam1a, whose product is annotated as dishevelled associated activator of morphogenesis 1a. Gene Ontology annotation, cellular component: stress fiber. Gene Ontology annotation, biological process: actin cytoskeleton organization. Gene Ontology annotation, molecular function: actin binding; small GTPase binding. The transcript is spliced from 25 exons. The record is from RefSeq and is a predicted model, not a curated record. Lineage: Eukaryota; Metazoa; Chordata; Actinopteri; Centrarchiformes; Centrarchidae.
AUGGCAUCCCAGGUGAAGCAGCCCCAGGGGCGUGGCCUAUCGUCUCUAUUUUCUUGCUGUUUCAAAGGAAGUGACCAACCAGAGAUCACCUACUGCCAUGACAACAUCAACACUGUGGCUGUACUGGAGCCCACUCUGCCUAUGCCCCCCCUUCAAGAGCUGGACUCCAUGUUCAUUGAGCUGGUGGAUGAACUGGACCUCACAGAGGAGCACAGAGCAGACAUGUUUGCUUUGCCAGCAGAGAAAAAAUGGCAGAUCUACUGUAGUAAGAAAAUGGAGGCAGAGGAGAAAAAAGGAGCAACCAGCUGGCCAGAGUAUUAUAUUGACCAGCUCAGGUCCAUGGCUGCUAGGAAGACUCUGCUGGCACUGGAGGAUGAGGAAGAGCAGGGAGGACAUACAGUCGUAGAUGGUCUAAAGACAGCACUGAGGACACAGUCAAUGAGGUUUGUGACGCGAUUUAUUGACUUGGAUGGCCUGUCUUGUAUCCUGAAUUUCCUCAAGUCAAUGGACUAUGAGACCGCAGAGUCUCAGAUCCACACCUCCUUGAUUGGCUGCAUCAAAGCUCUGAUGAACAACUCUCAGGGCAGAGCUCAUGUCCUAGGUCACUGUGAGAGCAUUAAUAUCAUUGCACAGAGUCUCGCCACUGAAAACAUCAAAACCAAAGUCGCAGUGUUAGAGAUCCUCGGUGCAGUAUGUUUGGUGCCAGGAGGCCAUAAGAAAGUACUAGAAGCCAUGCUGCACUACCAGAAAUUUGCCUCGGAGAGAACACGCUUUCAGACCCUGCUGACAGAUUUGGAUAGAUCCACAGGUCGUUACAGAGAUGAAGUUAAUCUGAAGACUGCCAUUAUGUCCUUCAUCAACGCUGUGCUCAGCCAGGGAGCAGGAGAGACAAGUCUGGAGUUCCGUAUCCAUUUGCGCUAUGAGUUUCUGAUGUUGGGCAUUCAGCCAGUCAUUGACAAAUUACAUUCCCAUGACAACGACAACCUAGACAGACAUCUGGACUUCUUUGAGAUGUUGAGGAAUGAAGAUGAGCUUCUGAUGUCCAAACGCUUUGAUGUUGUCCAUAUAGAAACUAAAAGUGCCAGCCAGAUGUUUGAGCUAAUCAAGAGGAAACUGAACCACACUGAAGCUUACCCUCAUCUCCUGUCUAUACUGCAGCACUGUCUCAUGAUGCCAUAUAAGCAGAACAGUUCCACACUUCAGUACUGGGUGCUGCUGGACAGAAUAGUUCAGCAGCUGGUUCUGCAGACAGACAAAGGUGACAACCCUGAUGUCGCUCCACUGGAGGACUUCAACGUUAAAACUAUUGUACGCAUGCUCGUCAAGGAGAACGAGGUCAUCCAAUGGAAAGAACAAGCAGAUAAAAUCAGAAAAGAGCAUCAGAACUUGCAGCAGCGUUUGGAAAAGAAAGAGAGGGAGUGUGAGGCCAAGAAUAAGGAGAAAGAAGACAUGAUGGCAAUGCUGAGCAAGAUGAAAGACAAACUUGAGAGAGAGAGCAAUGACCACAAGCAAGCUAACUUACGAGUGGCAGAGUUGUCUGCUCGGCUGCAGCAGCUCACUUCAGCCUCUAGUGUCCCCGGAGGACCUCCAAUAACUUCUGGUGGUUUAGUUUCUGCUGGUCCUGUCCCAUCCAUCCCUCCACCUCCUCCCCCUCCUCCUCCACCACCUCCUCCACCACCUCCUCCUCCAGGAGGCCCACCAGCUUUUGGCAUGGCUCCAUUUGCCCCACCUCCUCCUCCAGGAGCUCCACUAGGAACAACCCAGAAGAAGAAUAUUCCUCAACCAUCCAACCCACUGAAGUCAUUAAACUGGAGCAAACUGCCAGAGAGCAAGACAGAAGGAACCAUAUGGAAAGACAUCGAUGAUCUCAGGGUGUUUGAAGUUCUGGAUCUAGAAGAGUUCCAGAGGAUCUUCUCGGCUUACCAGAAGCCACAAGUAACAUAUUCCACCCUAACACUAAACAAUUAACAGAAGGAUGCUGAAGAUGACCAUACUUUUUCUAAGAAAGUCAAGGAGCUGUCAGUAAUCGAUGGUCGCCGAGCACAGAACUGUAACAUUCUCCUCUCACGGCUGAAGCUGACCAAUGAGGAGAUCCGCCACGCCAUCCUGACCAUGGAUGAACAGGAGGACCUACCUAAAGACAUGCUGGAGCAGCUUCUGAAGUUUGUUCCUGAGAAGAGUGACAUUGAACUGUUAGAAGAACACAAGCAUGAGUUGGAACGUAUGGCCAAAGCAGACCGCUUCCUGUAUGACAUGAGCAGCAUUAACCACUACCAACAGAGACUGCAGUCUCUCUACUUCAAGAAGAAGUUUGCUGAGAGAGUGGCUGAGGUGAAACUUAAAAUCAAAGCUCUGAGUCUGGCAUCCAGGGAGGUGACUCAGAGUGGGAACCUGCGGCAGCUCCUGGAGGUGGUUCUGGCCUUUGGGAACUAUAUGAACAAAGGACAACGAGGAAAUGCCUAUGGAUUUAAAUUAUCCAGUCUCAACAAGAUAGCUGACACCAAGUCAAGCACUGACAAAAACGUCACUCUGCUCCACUACCUGAUCACUGUACUGGAAAAGAAGUACCCUAAGGUGGCAGCUUUCAAUGAAGAGCUACAACAUGUACCAGAAGCUGCUAAAGUCAAUAUGACAGAUUUGGAGAAGGACAUUGGCAAUCUGAGAUCUGGCCUAAAGAGUGUUGAGGUGGAGCUGAAAUACCAGCAGGCUCAGUCCCCUGAGGGCCCUGCAGAUAGGUUUGUCCCUGUGGUCAGUCAAUUCAUCACUGUGGCCUCUUUCAGCUUCUCUGAUGUAGAGGAGUCACUCAGUGAGGCCAAAGAAGUGUUUGGAAAGGCACUGAGACACUUUGGAGAAGACCUGUCCAACCUGCAGCCGGAUGAGUUCUUUGGGAUCUUCGACACUUUCCUCACAGCUUUCUCAGAGGCCAAAUCGGACAACGAGAACCUGGCCCGUCGCAAGGAGGAAGAGGAGAGACGGGCCCUCAUGGAGUCACAGCUGAAGAGAGACAGGGAGCAGAAGGCGAGGAAAGCCAAAACAAAUCAAGAAGAGACAAAUGAAGAUGGGGAGUUUGAUGACUUGGUGUCUGCUCUGCGCUCUGGAGAGGUGUUUGAUAAAGAUCUGUCCAAAAUGAACCGUGGAAAACAGCGGAGAAAUAACAUGUUCGACAACAGCCGGGAGAGACCAGUAACGAAACUAAACCAGUAGCAGGACACUUCAUGGACAGCAGCACUUCACUGGGACUGUUAAAGCACUGCUGAAACACAUGAAAGUCUUAGUAACACUGUUGUGGGCGUGGAGUUAUCUUCGCUUAAAUCCACAUAAUGGUUCAUGGGGCAAG